This is a messenger RNA of Scomber japonicus (chub mackerel), 1103 nucleotides long. It is a transcript of the gene ppp3r1a, whose product is annotated as protein phosphatase 3, regulatory subunit B, alpha a. The transcript has 6 exons. The record is from RefSeq and is a predicted model, not a curated record. Lineage: Eukaryota; Metazoa; Chordata; Actinopteri; Scombriformes; Scombridae. Gene Ontology annotation, molecular function: calcium ion binding; calcium-dependent protein serine/threonine phosphatase regulator activity. The coding region runs from base 231 to 743 and encodes 170 amino acids.
AAAGGAGAGAGAGAGAGUGUGUCAGUGAGUGAGACACAGAGAAGAGAGCCUUGAAGCAGGGGUUAAUGCCAGGACGAGACCUCUGAGAACACCUUAACUUGUGUUUUUCGUUGUAUUUCUCGCCUCAACUCGGCGGCCUACAGACUACCCCCACCCCCCCACCACCACCCCCCUCCUGUUGCACCUCCUUUCCGUUCACAUCGCCUGGAUUUCAUCAUCCGACCUGCAAGAUGGGAAAUGAAGCCAGUUACCCCCUGGAGAUGUGCUCACAUUUCGAUGCUGAUGAGAUUAAGAGGCUAGGGAAGAGGUUUAAGAAACUCGACCUAGAUAACUCCGGCUCGCUCAGCGUGGAGGAGUUCAUGUCACUUCCGGAGCUACAACAGAACCCCCUGGUGCAAAGGGUUAUCGACAUAUUCGACACAGACGGGAACGGAGAGGUGGACUUUAAAGAGUUCAUCGAGGGAGUCUCACAGUUCAGCGUCAAGGGGGACAAGGAACAGAAGCUUCGGUUCGCUUUCAGGAUCUACGACAUGGACAAGGAUGGCUACAUCUCCAACGGCGAGCUCUUCCAGGUGCUGAAGAUGAUGGUAGGCAACAACCUGAAGGACACGCAGCUCCAGCAGAUCGUGGACAAGACCAUUAUCAACGCAGACAGGGACGGAGACGGCAGGAUAUCCUUUGAAGAGUUCUGUGCAGUGGUCGGUGGUCUCGAUAUACACAAAAAGAUGGUGGUGGACGUGUGAGCGCUCCUCGGCCUCGCUGAAUCUCCUCCGUCCUCUUCGAUACUCGCUUUCUCCACCAUCUCUGAAGAUCUGCUCAAGACGUCCGGCAAAAACGCUCUGUGUGUAACUCAAUGGAAGUAUUCUCUCUUUUUUCUCGUUAAUCUCUCUUUCUCUCUCUCUCUCUCUCUGUGAAGCCACUUAUUUUCUCUUUAAAAAAACAAAACAAAACCACGGGCCUCGCAAAGCCAACUUUGAAGUGUUAUUGAACUGUAAAUCCUCUCAAUAACCCGGUCGUAGCACUUUAAGAGACUGAAGGACAUCGAUCUGUCAUUUGCAAGAGCAUCUUGAUUUUUUUGGAUGAGGGGGGAGAAAGUGGGGGGA